Molecule: messenger RNA, 609 nt
Organism: Candidula unifasciata
Lineage: Eukaryota; Metazoa; Mollusca; Gastropoda; Stylommatophora; Geomitridae
Source: the annotation of a GenBank genome assembly
AUGGACAAGAUGAUCAAGUCAACCACUGUACUAAUGCUCGUUGUAGGUGCCGUCAUCGCAGCACCGGUAGUCGAGGACCUUCCGAUUGACAAAGUUGUGAAACUCUAUGAGGCCCUCAAACCGGUCAUUGCUCCUUUAAUUGCCAAGACAGAUUUACAGGACGAUUGGGUUAAAGAAGUGUUAAAAUUCAUUGAGGCCCUCAAACCAGUUCUUAUUCCUGUAAUCUCCGGAAGAGAUUUACAGGACAAUUGGGUUGACGAAGUGUUGAAAGUCAUUGAGGUCCUCAAACCACUCCUUAUUCCUGUAAUCUCCGGAAGAGAUGAGGCAGGGGUUGAACAGGUUGUGAAAGACCGCGAUGCUCUCAAACAACCCACGAUAGAUUUGCAGGAAAAUUCGGUGGACGAUUGGUUGAAAGUCAUUGAGGCCCUCAAACCACUCCUUAAUCUUGUUUUGACCCGAAGAGAUGAGGCAGGGAUUGAAAAGGUGGUGAAAGACCGCGAUGCUCUUAAACAACCCACGAGAGAGGAGAAAGGGCUUGACGAUCUCUGGAAAAUCAUUGGAUCUCUCAUACCGGUUAUUCCUGCACUCGACGGUAGAGACGUACAAUGA